This is a messenger RNA of Microthlaspi erraticum, 399 nucleotides long. NCBI's taxonomy places the organism in Eukaryota, Viridiplantae, Streptophyta, Magnoliopsida, Brassicales, Brassicaceae. The record is from the annotation of a GenBank genome assembly.
AUGGCGUCAAUGCCAUUGUACUGGCAACCACCACCAGCUACAGAGCUCCCACUACACUCUUCCUCCACUUCUGCCUCCGGCCAUUCCACCAUCGGCCCAUUCAUCGCCGUCCUCAUCCUUGUCAUCGUUCUCUGCAUUCUCGCCAGCGUUCUUGGACGGCUUUGCUCUGGCAAAACCAUCUUAGGCUACGGUGACUACGAUAUGGAGAGAUGGGCAGAGAGUAGAUGCUCUUCUUGUAUCGACGGCCACAUCCUUCCUCACCGACCGUCUCCGUCGCCUCCUCCUCGGCCUGAGGGACACGCGGCAGAUCCAGAUGAGACUGAUGGUGAGAGACAAGAUUCUCUAGAUCAUCAUGAGCCUCCACCACAGACAUCAUCGUCAUCGUCUGCUCAUUAUUGA